Molecule: messenger RNA, 982 nt
Organism: Andrographis paniculata
Lineage: Eukaryota; Viridiplantae; Streptophyta; Magnoliopsida; Lamiales; Acanthaceae
Product: CASP-like protein 2D1
Exons: 3
Coding region: 397-942 (181 amino acids)
Source: RefSeq, a predicted model, not a curated record
UCAAUAAUGUUGUCACAACUAAAUGGCAGAGUAAGUACUGAUGGGUUUUUAUUAUUAUCAUUUAAAUUUGCAACAGCUAGUUAAUCUAAUUAGAAUUAUAUGUUUAAUUUAUUCAUUCCCUUGGGGGCAAGUCGAAGCCCUAAUUGAUACGUGUAUGUAUGUAUAUGUAUGUAUAUAUGCCAUCUGGAUUCAACACCAACAUAUUUCCAGCUCUCCAUUGCCAGUCAAACAAUAUAUAUAUAUAUAGAUAUAGAUGUAGAUAUUUCUGUUCCAAAACUACCCUCACUUCCAUUAUUUGGCAGAGCUUGAGCUCACUCUGUGUGUCAUCUCCUUCUUCAUCUCCUUCCACAUACCUCUCUCUGCAUUUUUCUUCAGUAAGUCUACAAUAAUACAAAAAUGGGGAUUUUUGGAGGCCACGAAUCGAAGAUUCGAGUCGUGGAUUUCUCACUGAGGCUGUUGGUGGUUCCACUCAGCGCUGCAGCAUCCAUAUGGAUCACCGUCACCACCAAGCAGAAUAAUUCCGACUAUGGCACUUUGGAAUUCAGCAAUCUCACUGCUCUCGAGUAUAUGGUUUGCGUGAGCGCAAUAUCUGCUGGAUAUGCAGUUCUGACUGCACUAUCUUCGCGGCAGAAAUGGCUGCUAAAAAAACCAUGGAUCCUCUUCGUUGCUGACCAGAUAAUAGCGUACUUAAUGGUGACGUCAAUGGCAGCGCAAGGGGAGUUCCUGUACCUGGCCUACAAUGGCGACGAGGCAGUGACGUGGAGCGAGGGAUGCCCGUCGUAUGGGAAGCUGUGCAGAAGAGUUGUAGUGGGGUUGAGUCUCCAUGGAAUUGGGGUCUGCUGUUUCCUGUUGUUGGCUGUGUUUUCUGCUUAUACUGUGUUUAACAGAUUCCAGCCUCCUUUGCUUUCUGAUCAUAAUAAAGAAGAACAGGAAAUGACUUAAAUCACCCUUUCAAGUUUCAAUUCACCUCAAAUAAUUGUUU